AUGGUUUCCUUCCUCGGCCUCGACCUCACCAAGAACAUCUCCUACUACACGGUUCCCGCCGCCCUUGUCGCCUGCGUCCUCCCUCACGUCCUCGCCAUCGCCGGCUCCAAGGGCGUCUUUGACAAUGCCAACCCGCGCAGCCUACAGGAGAACCUCGAAAAGACCGAAACCCAGGCCAAGCUGCGCGUCGCCCGCGCCAAGGCCGCCUCCGACAACGGCUUCGAGACCAUCGGCCUGUACGCCGCCGGCGUCGUCGCCGCCAACGUCGCCGGCGUCGAGACCGCCCUCCUGAACCGCCUCACCCUCGGCUACGUCCUCAGCCGCUUCGCCUUCGUCUUCGUCUACGUGCAGCUCGGCGGCAACCGCAAGACCGCCCCCGUCCGCAGCCUCACCUGGUUCGCCGGCAUCGCCACCAUCGUCGCCCUCUUCAUCAAGGCCGGCAACAAGGUCGCUCUUUGA
This is a messenger RNA of Cordyceps fumosorosea ARSEF 2679, 459 nucleotides long. Its product is annotated as Membrane associated eicosanoid/glutathione metabolism-like domain protein. The coding region runs from base 1 to 459 and encodes 152 amino acids. The record is from RefSeq and is a predicted model, not a curated record. NCBI's taxonomy places the organism in Eukaryota, Fungi, Ascomycota, Sordariomycetes, Hypocreales, Cordycipitaceae. The transcript is spliced from 3 exons. Gene Ontology annotation, cellular component: membrane.